This is a messenger RNA of Drosophila kikkawai, 426 nucleotides long. The record is from RefSeq and is a predicted model, not a curated record. Lineage: Eukaryota; Metazoa; Arthropoda; Insecta; Diptera; Drosophilidae.
AUGCCACGCGCCAGGAAACGUUACGCCGAAAGUCUAGAUGAGGACUCCGAUGGUGGAUCCUCGUCAUCAGAAGUGGGAUUACCUCCGCCACCAACCAACGAUGCAAAUCUUUUUACAAUUCUGGAGCUGCAAAACCGUAAUUUCGUCGAGUUGAUAAAAGAAGUACAGCGCUCUCAACAUGAACCAAAAGACACCAAAACCAUCGUACUGCCAAAGUUCAACCCUGAUCGUGCAGGAUCAAACGCACUGUCCUGGUGUUCGACUGUCGACUACAUUUUGUCUGAAAACCAGCUGGAGGGCAGCGCUCUCGUAAUGGCCCUCAGCAACUCAUUGGAAGGCAUCUCACUGGCUCUCGCAGACAUGUUUUCCCGGCAUUUCAUGGACGCAGUUUCGAGAAUUAUUUUUGCAAUAUUUUUCCGGAACUGA